Molecule: messenger RNA, 3134 nt
Organism: Linum tenue
Lineage: Eukaryota; Viridiplantae; Streptophyta; Magnoliopsida; Malpighiales; Linaceae
Source: the annotation of a GenBank genome assembly
UUUUUUUUUUUGUUGACAAGUUCAAAAGAGGUUUUGGGAGAGACCUCGAAACGAACUCUCGCUGACUCUCUCUACCGUGAUUUUCUUCAUAAAGUUCCCUCCAUUGAAGGUCUUUGUUGGCUUGUCCUGCAUUUACAGAAGUCCCGUCUUCUCUGUCAGAACAAGGAGCGUUGAUGGUAGUUCAUCUUGUGCACUAACUUACAAGCUUGUGGGGUUUGGUCAAGGAAGAUACUCUGUGAUUGUUCCAGUGACUUGUGGCUCUGAUGGAGAUAUCUCUGUUAAAAGUGCUUCUCAAUAAUAUCUCCUCCUUUUCUCAUCUAUCAUCAUUUGAGAAUGUAAUCUCUGGUCUGGUCCAGAAGUAUUUUCAGAAGACAGAAGAGAUACUGAAGCUUCUAAAGCCCAUACUUGAUUCUGUUGUUGAUUGUGAAAUAGCUUCCAAUGAGAUGCUUAAUAAAGCCUUUGCAGAGCUGAGUCAAUCUAUCGAUGAACUCAGGGAGCUCUUCGUAAACUGGCAGCCAUUAUCAAGCAAAGUAUUUCUGGUUCUUCAAACUGAACCAUUGUUGUCAAAGAUCCGAAGUUUGGGCCUGGAAAUAUUUCAGUUCUUGAAAUCUGCCAAUGAACAUCUUCCUGAAGAAUUGAGUUCGUCGUCUCUUGAGGUACCUUUCUCUUGUAUACAUCAUGGAUUUUUUUUUUUAAACUUGGUUGCAAAAUAAACCAUUCAUGCUGCCAUUGAGAUGACAAGAUUAAGUGCUUUGUUUCCUCAUGAUGUCCAAUAACCUGGCACAACUCCCUGCAGUAUUGCAUACAAAAAUUGAAGCAAAUGGGAGUGGAAAAUACGUCAUCUACUGUUAAGGAGGGCUUAAAGGAUCAAGAGGAAGGUGCUGGAACAACUGGCUCUGAUAUCUUAGUCAGAAUUGCUGAGAGUCUCAGCUUAAGAACCAAUCAGGAGAUUCUUAUCGAAGCAGUGGCACUUGAAAAAUUGAAAGAGACUGCUGACCAGGCUGAAAAGAACGGGGAAGUUGAGUUUUUCGAUCAACUCAUUGCUCUUGUAACCAGGAUGCACGAUCGGCUUCUCCUCAUCAAACAGUCCGAAACCAGCAGCCCAGUCCCUAUACCACCUGAUUUCUGCUGCCCUCUCUCACUUGAAUUGAUGACUGAUCCAGUUAUUGUGGCAUCAGGGCAGACCUAUGAACGGGCGUUUAUAAAAAACUGGAUUGAACUUGGACUCACUGUGUGCCCCAAGACACGGCAUACUCUGGCUCACACUAAUCUCAUACCUAAUUACACCGUGAAGGCCUUGAUUGCAAAUUGGUGUGAAUUGAACAAUGUUAAGCUGCCAGUUCCUGUGAAGUCUGUGCAUCCCUCAUCAGCAGAACCACCUCGUUCUCUGAGCUCGCCUGGCCCAAUUUUGGUGUCGUCUAGUGGAUUUCAUAGAGAUGGAAGUUCUCUGUUACAUCCACGUUCAACUUCCGAGAGUUCUCUAUCAGGCAUAGUCGCAAAUGGCCAGGAUAUAGAUAUUGCUCGUAUAUCACUGACCGGUUCUGAAGAAAGGUUUGCUAACUCAGAGGAAAGGAUCAUAGAUUCUAUUGCAUCACCAUCUAGAAUGGAGGAAGUUUCAGAUUCUGUUGUUGCAGCUGACGACUCCCCCCUUUCGAGGAGGAGCCAUGGUAGAAGUGCCUCUGCUGCAAAUGCAACUUCUCCUAGAAGAUCAUCUGGAGAUGAUGCUAGUGAGUCUUUGGAGGUGCCCAAUCAUCUUAUUGCUUCAUACAAUAGCGACACAUCUGGGGAAGUAAAAUCUGAAAUGCCACGGGUGGUUUCUUCUGCUGCUGCAUCAAACAGCUCUCUUCACAGGGAACCCGAAUUCUCGCCUCGUUUUGUUGAGACUCGAUCUCGAAGUCAACCAUUUUGGCGCCGCCCGUCUGAUAGGCUUCUCCCACGGAUAGUUUCUUCUCCUACGACUGAAACAAGAGCUGAUCUCUCUGGCCUCGAAACCCAAGUCAAAAAGUUGGUUGAAGAUUUGAAUAGUGAUUCUAUUGAUACGCAGAGAGAAGCAACAGGUCAGCUCAGAUUACUUGCAAAACACAAUAUGGAUAACCGGAUUGUGAUCUCCAACUGUGGGGCCAUUACCUUGUUGGUCAACUUGCUCCGGUCAACUGACUUGAAGAUUCAAGAAAAUGCUGUCACAGCACUUUUAAACUUGUCGAUCAACGAUAACAAUAAAACUGCGAUUGCUAAUGCUGAAGCCAUUGAGCCUUUGAUAUAUGUUCUUGAAACUGGAAGCCAUGAAGCUAAAGAGAACUCAGCUGCUACACUCUUCAGCCUGUCAGUGAUAGAGGAAAACAAGGUCAGGAUUGGAAGGUCUGGAGCAAUUGGACCACUGGUGGAUUUGUUGGGGAAUGGUACUCCGAGAGGGAAGAAGGACGCCGCAACAGCAUUGUUUAAUUUAUCAAUAUUUCAUGAGAACAAGGCUCGGAUUGUUGCAGCUGGUGCCGUAAAGCAUCUGGUGGAGUUGAUGGACCCAGCAGCUGGAAUGGUGGACAAAGCAGUCGCUGUUUUGGCGAACCUCGCAACGAUCCCCGAGGGGAGAAAUGCCAUUGGUCAGCAAGGAGGGAUCCCUGUUUUGGUGGAAGUUGUUGAGUUGGGUUCUGCCAGAGGGAAAGAGAACGCAGCUGCUGCUCUUUUGCAGCUUUGCACGAACAGUAACAGGUUCUGCAACAAUGUGCUCCAAGAAGGUGCUGUGCCGCCAUUAGUGGCGUUGUCACAGAAUGGCACUCCCAGAGCUAAAGAGAAGGCGCAGUCACUCCUUAGCCACUUCAGGAACCAACGGCAUGGAAACCCGGGUAGGAACUGAUAUGUUGAGUACAAGAGAGACAAAAAGGUGCCAUUGGUCAUUGCUGAGGUUUUUAUUCUGGAAAAAAAAAACCAUAUACAUAGUGUGUGUACAUUUGUUGUCAUGAAGGUGCAAAUAACGCAUAUUAAGAUUGAGGAUCAUCUACGUGAUUUUGAUUAGUUGUUUGUAGAGAGUAAACAAAAUGGAUAUAUGAGAGGACAUGAUUAUGUCGUUUUUAGUGAAAGUGAAGUCGUUUCCUGUCAAUUUGGGAAAUGAUUAUAUAUCUCUACAUUCAUGUUUAUCC